AUGGGCCGGCCGUCCCAGGACACCGCGACGUCCACCUCGCCGUCCGGCUCGUGCCGCUCGUCCAAGCGCGGCCCGCGGCUGGACCGCCGCAACGCGUCCAAGAACAUCGGCUACGAGUACGACCCCGCCAAGCUCUUCUGCAGCUACCCGCCGUCCCCGUCGCGGGCCUCCUCGGCCUCGGCCUCCGCCGCGCCCUCGGUCGCCAGCUCCGUCGACCUCAGCAGCUUCCGCAUCGGCGGCAGCGGCGAUGGCGGCGGCGACGUCCAGCUCCUCUGCCGCAACCUCGGCCUCUCCGGCCCCGAGGACUUCGCCAUCUCCCUCACCGACUGGGAGGCGCACAAGGCCUUCCGCUCCUCCGCCUCCUCCUCCGCCUCCAGCUCCCCUUCCGCGCGCUCGCAGCCCGACCGCCCCGUGCGGGAGUCCCCGCUCCGCCACGAGGCCGUCGAGGAGCCGACCUUGCCCGCGGACGCUGAUUUCGAGCUCCCGGCCAAGGAAACUGCCAGGGACCCGCCGGUUGAGGCGCCAGUGCGGCCGGCAUGGUUGGAUCCGCCGGAGCCAGCCCGUCCGGAUGUGAAGAAACCAGGCUGCGAGGGAGGGAUCAAGGGCGUGCGCCCGCCGCCGGUGAUGCUCAAGCCACCGCCGUCGAUGGCGCUGCCGCCCGCCUCCCAGGCGGGCUCCACGUGGGAUAUCCUGCUGUCUUUCGCGCCAGAGGAACAAGGGCAACCACAGGCGAUCAGAUCUGUCCCCGACUUUGGAGACCCGGAUGCCGAGGACGAGGAUGCGGCGGAAGUGUUGACGUUGGAAGAUCUCAGGCUGGGGGAGAGCUCCGAGGAAUUCACAGGCACAUCCUCGAUAUCCACGACAAACGACGAUGAGACAACCGAGUCUAUGUUCUACAUCUCGCCCAACGGGAGGUUUAAGAGGAAGAUCCGGUCGUGGAGUCGAGGCGUGCUCUUGGGGAGUGGCUCCUUUGGGACGGUCUAUGAGGGGAUCAGCGACGAGGGUGUCUUUUUUGCUGUCAAAGAAGUGUCCUUACAUGAUCAAGGGAGCAACGCACAGCAGUGUAUUUUCCAACUUGAGCAGGAAAUUGCACUCUUGAGUCAGUUUGAACAUGAGAAUAUAGUACACUAUUUCGGAACUGACAAAGAGGACUCGAAACUUUACAUCUUCCUUGAACUAGUGACCCAAGGAUCUCUUGUAUCUUUGUAUCAGAAGUACCGCCUACGAGAUACUCAUGUUUCGGCAUACACAAGACAAAUACUUAAUGGAUUGAAUUACCUACAUGAGAGGAAUAUUGUUCAUAGAGAUAUUAAAUGUGCCAACAUACUGGUGCAUGCGAAUGGAUCCGUGAAGCUUGCGGACUUUGGACUUGCUAAGCAGACCUCCAAACUCAAUGUGCUAAAAUCAUGCAAAGGAACUGUAUAUUGGAUGGCACCUGAGGUCGUCAAUCCCAAGAAGACAUAUGGACCUGCAGCUGAUAUAUGGAGUUUGGGUUGCACGGUCCUAGAGAUGUUGACACGUCAACUUCCCUAUCCUGAUCUGGAGUGGACUCAAGCCCUAUACAGGAUUGGUAAGGGUGAACCACCAGCAAUUCCAAGUGGUCUUUCGAAGGAAGCUCGUGAUUUCAUUAGCCAGUGUGUAAAACCCAAUCCAGAAGACAGACCUUCCGCGUCCAAACUUCUGGAUCAUCCUUUUGUGAAUAGAUCUAUGCGAUCUAUACGGUCCAUGAGGACAUAUACACGCCCAAAUUCUUCUACACGUGGCACGAGCGGAUAG
Triticum turgidum subsp. durum (durum wheat) is the source of this 1776-nucleotide messenger RNA. NCBI's taxonomy places the organism in Eukaryota, Viridiplantae, Streptophyta, Magnoliopsida, Poales, Poaceae. The record is from the annotation of a GenBank genome assembly.